Suillus paluster is the source of this 2764-nucleotide messenger RNA. RefSeq lists its product as uncharacterized. The coding region runs from base 242 to 2605 and encodes 787 amino acids. Lineage: Eukaryota; Fungi; Basidiomycota; Agaricomycetes; Boletales; Suillaceae. The record is from RefSeq and is a predicted model, not a curated record. The transcript has 3 exons.
CCCGAACAAAUGCCUGGAAGCUGCCCACUUUUCUCAAUGUCUCAGUAUUCAUUCACAGAGUCGUCAGUAGUUUUCAAGUACAGUGCCCAGGUCGAAAAAAUAUGUUUCCUUAUUUUUGGCGCGCUUCAGGUAUGUUAUCACUUCGUAGUCAUAACACCGUUCCUGAGUUCGCGUAUAUAUCUUUAUAUCCUCGGUCAAUCCAUCUCUCAUAACCUCUUCACUCUUUCUCACCUGCUAUGUCAUGCAGUUUCUGAACUCGCUCUUUACUUCUGAGCGGGUCUCCAAGCGCACGCGAGCUUUCGCCGAGCAUUUCAAGUAUGGUGUCAUAUCCUCCUCCCUUCUUUCCCCGGGUUUCGCCUCCACCCCCGUCCCUCACCCACACCGCCGUUCCUUUUCACCCUCAAUUCCUGGCAAACUCGCAAGUAAUCACAGCAGGACUACCAGCGUUGCUGAAAGCACAGCAACCGAUCAAAUUUCCCUAACCAUACCCGCCGAAUCCGAAAUACAUGUAUGGCCCGUAACCCUUUCUAUCACUCUUGCUGUUGCAGCACUCAGCGCUCGAUUUUACUCCUUGUUUGUUCUGUUGCUCAUUGGCACACUGUAUUAUAUGCACGUUCAUCGAUUGGAUAUACAUUCUAAACCUGACAUCAUCACACCUUCACUGGAAGCUCUGCAAAAUUUAAUAAUAGCGGGCAAGGUGUGGGACGCCGUUAUUCAUGAUACCCUUGACAUCCUAGAAAAUGAAGAGCGAAGCAUCUUCUACGGACCAUCCUCUCCAAUGACACCUCCUUCGUCACUCAGGGUGGCACUAUCAACCUCCCUGCUUACGACUCAAACCCAAUGCGAUAAUGUUCGCCAACUGCUUUCUGCAAUUGCAUCUCCACCUGAGCUUGCGCAGCUUUCGGAGAUGUAUGCCCCGCCAUCACCUAUGAAACUCACGUUCUCUCUUAAUAGCGAUCACCAUCGGCCACUUUCUCUGCCAGGAUCUCGGCAACGUGGCAACUCUACUUCCGCCCGCGAUCUGAAGAGGUCAACGUGGAAUGGGUCCUACUCUGCUCUUGCACAGGCAGGAAGUCCCACUUCCCGCAUUGCACAGAGGAGAGACAAGCGGAGAUCAGAUCUUAGUGCACUCCUUGAUGCUGCGUCACCAUCACGAAGAAGCAGUGUCAGCGCUCCGACGAGCCCGUCCCCUCUCAAACCACUGCUUGAUGUGGUUGAGGAGGAUGACACUCACCCUGGGGCUUCCUCGCUACCAGAGGGUGAGGAUGAUUUCUUUGGUGCUGCUGCUCUUGAUCUCCGCCGAAAGCGUCAGAGUCAGGGUAUGAGCAAAUUUGGGGUGUUACCCCGAAAUUCUGCCGUAUCAUUAUUCAGAAGUAACUCUGACUCGAGGCACCUUCCAACAAUGUCCCCCGCCUCAAAAUACACAAGUAUGCAAACAACCCGACAUCCGCUCUCCUUGUCAUCCUUGAAUCUGUCUCUUCAGAGUGCCCUUGCUUCGAGACGAUACGCAUGUUCUCAUUUAUUAGCUCUUCGUUUCGAAGAGGAUGAAGAUGAUGCUUAUUGGGAGGACGUGCGUUCGCUCAUGAGCCUCCUUACGACAACAUUAGUGGAUGCUUCAUCGAGACUCACUGAGGUUCUGGAUGAGGUAGAGGAACAGGAACAGCUUUGUAAGGACGAAGCUGCAUCAGAUUCUUCAUCCGACAUGCGGGCUUCCUCUUCGCUACCAUCGCCUCCAGUCUUCACGCGCCCUCUUUCGCACUCGAUCUCUCAAAUCACAUCCUUUGCGCCAUUGCCCAGUGACCUUGCACGAUUUGCAGCUCACGUCGAUGCUAUUUCGUCUGCUCUAAACGACGCGCGAGAUCACCUUGAGCACUGCGUGACCUCGCUGAAAGAAGAGACAUCGCUUGGACAUUCUCCGCAUUCAUCGAUGUCAUCUAUGGAGCCCUCUGGUCACCCUGCUCUUUUGGCCUACGAACGCCUGCGGCGUGAGAUUGGUCUUGCAUUGCGGGAGUGUGAGCGCGGCAGGGAGAGGCUCACAAACAUCGUGCAUCCACCCAGCCCCUCGCCAGAGGAACCAGAAGACUUGCCCACCUUAGCUCCUGACAUGGGCAGCGACGAUUCCGACAAGCCUGAAGAAGCACCACCAUGCAUGGACAGGCAAAACGAGGACAUCGGGUUGACGGUGAUCUCACCAUCCGGAGAGACAUUCGAUGCAGAUGAUGCGACAUCCCCUCUGCUGCUAACAUCGUCAUCGCAUCAUUUACCUCCGCCUGGUAUCGAGCAGGUGUUUGAAGCUGAGACGGGGAACUCACCGGCGUAUAUGCGUGAGCGGUCGAAGAUGACGAGGGAGGAGCGGAUAAAGCUUGCGAGGGCACGGCGGGAGAGUGGUGGGGCUGUUGGGGAUGCGCGUGAGUCUAAGGUUGAACGGUGGGGGCCGGGUGGGGAGGUGGUGCAGGAGCUCAAGGAUGUGAUAUGGAAGGUGGGGGAGCGGCGAAGGCGGAUGACGGAGGAGCAGUUGAGGAGUGCGGCGUCGUCGAUACCGGCGCCUAGUCAUGGAGGUGUGACGCCGAUGGAGAUUGUGCGGCAGGGUGGGGUUGCAUCUUAGUGCAGUGCUAGGAUGUCUAGAGAGGAUACAUAGUAAUACUUCGUGCUCGUUUUAUUGACUGCUGUCCGCUGUUGUUGUGUGAUGUUCAUCAAGUCUUGGUACAUGUGCACUUGCACCUCCUCAUGACCGGGAUCCUGGUAUCAAUCCGUUUGAGAAACG